AUGGUGUUCUACUUCAAGGCCAGGCCAGAGGCUGGAGACUACACCAUUUUCAUGGGCAUAGACAAGUAUGAGAACGAGGAGCUCAUCCAGUACGGCUUACCGGAAGAUAUUUGGUUUCAUGUGGAUAAAAUGUCUUCUGCCCAUGUUUAUCUGAGACUCCACAAGGGUCAAACCAUUGAUGAUAUACCUGAAGGAAACAAAGCGAACAAUGUGGAUGUCGUUUACACUCCCUGGCAAAAUCUGAAGAAAACUCCAUCUAUGGAUGUUGGGCAAGUUGGUUUCCACACCUCAAAAACAGUUCGGACAGUGAGAGUGGAAAAGCGGAUAAAUGAUAUAGUUAACCGGUUAAACAAGACAAAGGUCGAGAGACAUCCGGAUUUCAAAGCUGAAAGGGAGGCAGUUAAUGCGGCUGAGAAGGCCGAAAGGAAGCAGCAGACGAGGGACAAAAAACGUCGUGAAGAGUUGGAGAGGCUCGAAAAAGAGAAGCAAGCCGAGUUAAGGAGCUACAAAAAUUUAAUGGUGGCAGAUAAGAUGACCUCCAACAAGGACAUAGCCUCCACCAACAAAUCUCUACAGGAACUUGAAGAAGACUUCAUGUGA
This is a messenger RNA of Striga hermonthica, 600 nucleotides long. Lineage: Eukaryota; Viridiplantae; Streptophyta; Magnoliopsida; Lamiales; Orobanchaceae. The record is from the annotation of a GenBank genome assembly.